This is a messenger RNA of Eubalaena glacialis (North Atlantic right whale), 731 nucleotides long. RefSeq names its product microseminoprotein beta (gene MSMB). The annotation marks the transcript as partial. The transcript is spliced from 4 exons. The record is from RefSeq and is a predicted model, not a curated record. Lineage: Eukaryota; Metazoa; Chordata; Mammalia; Artiodactyla; Balaenidae.
CCUGCUCCUCAUGUGACCGGAUGCGGGGCGCUGCGGAAGGAGGUCGGGCUGCUCUCUGAGAAUGCUCUUCUGGGUAGCCUCGUGGUUUUAGCCACCUUCGUGACUUUAUGCAACGCCCAGUGCUAUAUCAUAUCUAAUCAGAACUCUACACCUAAUAAAUGCAAGGAUCUCAAUGGAGUCAUACACCCGCUGAACUCAAAGUGGAAGACUGAGAACUGUGAGGAGUGUACUUGUGACCAAGGUGGAAUUUACUGUUGCAACACUGCUGCUGUACCUGUGGAUUAUGACACAAACAAGUGCCAGAUAAUCUUCAACAAGGAGACCUGCACCUACUCAGUGGUGGAACAGGAGGACCCAGGAAAGACUUGUGCUGUCAGUGGAUGGGUGUUAUAAUAUGCUUCUCAUGGGCCCAGAACUCCCAGCCUGCAGGGGGCGCCCAGGUUCUCCCAGGCCAGGCGUCAUUCUCCUAUGGCCUCUGAUAGUCUAUGAUUGUAUAACCCCACCUAUCAGUCAAAAAUGUUUUGAGCAAACACUUGAAUAUGUGUAUACUUUUAGUUUAUAAAUUAUGUAUACAUUGAUAGUACACACAUUAUAAAGCAUGUAAACAUUUAAAGGAGAUAAAAAUAAAUAUGAAUAAAAGUUAUUUUCCCUCCACUCCCAUAGAUCAUUGUGCAUCCCUUACUCAGGGGAGCACUGUUGCUUCUCUUGCUUCUGAUAGAUGUGUGCUCUGC